Molecule: messenger RNA, 2183 nt
Organism: Cicer arietinum (chickpea)
Lineage: Eukaryota; Viridiplantae; Streptophyta; Magnoliopsida; Fabales; Fabaceae
Product: cytochrome P450 85A
Biological process (GO): sterol metabolic process; brassinosteroid biosynthetic process; brassinosteroid homeostasis
Molecular function (GO): heme binding; oxidoreductase activity, acting on paired donors, with incorporation or reduction of molecular oxygen; iron ion binding
Source: RefSeq, a predicted model, not a curated record
GAGCAGUAAAUAGCUUGCCGUAUCUACUUCAUUGAGCAAUCAUCUAUCACCAUCCAUACAACCAACCCUUCACCCCAUUUCUCUCCCUUCCCUCUCUAUAAAAACCAAUCAACAAUAUCAUUUCCUUCUUAAUUUCUUAAACUUUCCUAUUUCCUUUUUCCUAUAUACCUCUCUACCAAUUCUUUAUAUUAUUAAUACAUUCUAAAAUCUUUUUCUUUUUCUUUUCUCUACUUGUUUUCUGCACCUCCCCUCAAUUCCUCCCCAAAAGCCAACUCCUUUUUUUCUUCCAAUCUCUUUAAUCCAUUUUUGGGUCUUAUUUUUUUAUUUUUUAUUUUUUUCAAUCUCCAAGAAAACAAUAGGGGGGAUGCUACUACCCUUAUAGAGUGGCAGUUUUUGUCCACUAUCAUGUGCAAAUGGUAGCUCAAAUUUUUUCCUAUAAAUAUAUAUAUAAAUGUCUUAUUGUAUAGGAAACUGAAUUAGUAUCAUCUUCAAGUUGAAGCAACAAUGGCAAUCUUCAUAAUAAUUCUUGGUGUUGCUUUUGUGUUCUGUUUUUGCUCUGCUUUGUUAAAAUGGAAUGAAGUAAGAUACAGAAGAAAAGGUUUGCCACAAGGGACAAUGGGGUGGCCUGUUUUUGGAGAAACAACUGAGUUUCUUAAACAAGGUCCUAACUUUAUUAUAAAUCAAAGGUCAAGGUAUGGCAGUUUUUUCAAAUCACACAUAUUGGGGUGUCCUACAAUUAUAUCAAUGGAUCCAGAACUUAAUAGAUACAUAUUGAUGAAUGAAUCAAAAGGGUUUGUUCCUGGAUACCCUCAAUCCAUGUUAGAUAUCUUAGGAAAAUGUAAUAUUGCAGCUGUUCAUGGCUCCACUCACAAGUACAUGAGAGGGACAUUGCUUUCAAUCAUUAGCCCCACCUUGAUCAGAAAUCAACUUUUGCCUAAAAUUGACGAGUUCAUGAGAUUUCACUUAUGUGAUUGGGAUCACAAACUCAUCAACAUUCAAGAUAAAACUAAAGAGAUGGCAUUUCUUUCAUCCUUGAAGCAAAUUGCUGGUAUGGAAUCAAGCUCAAUAUCUCAGCCUUUCAUGACAGAGUUCUUUAAGCUUGUUUUAGGAACUCUCUCCCUCCCUAUUAAUCUUCCGGGCACAAAUUAUCGCCGUGGAUUACAGGCAAGGAAAAAUAUUAUAAGCAUUCUAAGUCAAUUACUAGAGGAAAGGAGAAAAUCAAAAGAUAGCUAUGAAGACAUGCUUGGUUGCUUGAUGGGAGGAAAUGAUAAUAAAAAAUGCAAACUAAGUGAUGAAGAACUUAUUGAUCUAAUAAUUACAAUUAUGUAUUCUGGUUAUGAAACUGUUUCAACUACAUCAAUGAUGGCUGUUAAGUAUCUCCAUGAUCAUCCUAAAGUUCUUGAUGAAAUUAGAAAAGAGCAUUUUGCGAUAAGAGAAAGGAAAAAGCCAGAUGAUCCUAUUGAUUGUAAUGAUCUCAAGUCAAUGAGGUUUACUCGUGCGGUGAUUUUUGAGACAUCAAGAUUAGCUACAAUAGUAAAUGGAGUUCUGAGAAAAACAACACAUGACAUGGAACUAAAUGGCUACAUGGUUCCUAAAGGGUGGAGGAUAUAUGUAUAUACUAGAGAGAUAAAUUAUGACCCAUUUCUUUAUCAUGAUCCACUAACAUUUAAUCCAUGGAGAUGGCUGGGUAAUAGUCUAGAGUCACAAAGUCACUUUUUGAUUUUUGGAGGAGGUACUAGACAAUGUCCUGGAAAAGAGUUGGGAAUAGCAGAAAUUUCCACUUUUUUGCAUUACUUUGUAACUAGAUACAGAUGGAAGGAAGUAGGAGGAGAUAAACUAAUGAAAUUUCCUAGAGUUGUGGCACCAAAUGGAUUGCACAUAAGAGUCUCAUCUUAUUAACUAGGCUUUUGUAUAUAUCAACAUUAACUAAUGAGAUAAGAUUAAAAAGCACAUAGUAGUAAUAGGGUUUUGUUUUGUAUCAUAAUGCUCUAACUAAUUAGAAAUUUAAGGAAAUUAGCUUAUUGUUCUUUUUGCAUCAUUUAAGACCAUUCAACUAUACUUUGAGCAGCAUUAAUUUAUAAGGCUAAUUAAUGGGACAUAUUCUACCGUGGACCUGGUGGUCCAUGAUCAUGUGUGGAUUGAUGUUUAAAAUGCUUAAUUAUAGUUUGAUUUUUCUUAAUUAA